Messenger RNA from Rhopilema esculentum, 2685 nucleotides. RefSeq lists its product as uncharacterized. The record is from RefSeq and is a predicted model, not a curated record. NCBI's taxonomy places the organism in Eukaryota, Metazoa, Cnidaria, Scyphozoa, Rhizostomeae, Rhizostomatidae.
GGAGCUCGGUCGAAAACGAGGCACUGAUACCUUUCAAAACAAUAAAUAAGUAGUUGUUUCUCUGGUGCGAAAUGUUAGGGUGCGGAUUGCUCGAGAAAACCAUUGUUCUCGAGAAAAUCAACCACAGUAUUUGCAGACAGAAAGCUACUACUACCUAGGAACAUUAAUCAUUGGUCACCAGAUGGAGUUCUUGAAAUUUCAGAAGCUUCUGAUGAUUUUAUCAUCUUUCAUAUUGGGAAAAACAACUGCAGAAACGAAUUAUUCAGCCAACUUCACUACACUAACACCAAAUACAGGACUGCUAACAGAAUUGACUACAGGAAAUUUUAGUCACUAUCUACAGUUCAAAAACGAAAAAGUGUCAAGUGUUGUUAAGUUUGAAGUAAGAACUGGGGAAACAGUUGUUUUAGACUGUGAAGCUGAUGGGGAGAUUCCCCUUGCUAUUAAAUGGACAAAAUAUGGUAAGCCACUUCAAGAUGUUUCCUAUAGGAUGGCAGGAACAAAGGACACAUAUCUUUGGAUUCUUAAACUGAAAUGGAUACUUUUGGCUGAUGCUGGAAACUAUUCUUGUUUGGUCAAGAAUAAUCAGACAACCAUUACACGAACCUUCAUGUUAUCUGUAUCAGAAAAGAAAGAGACUUUAAAACCGAGGAUCGCAGAUUUUUCACCGCGCAAUCUCACCGUAACUGUUGGUAGCAGAGUUCACUUGCAGUGUCAUGUCGAGAGCCAGUUCAUUGACACUGCCCCAUACAUCAAGCUUGUGAAACAUCUGAAGAUUUUCAAAGGAAAUGAAACGAAUGGUACAAUAUUUUUGAACGCAAAAAAUAGCACAGUGGAUAGAGAAGCUUACAAAAAGAUCGAUAGAUUUUACGAAGUUACUGAAAAGAGAGAUUAUUUUGAGGUAAUAGAAACCAAAAAAAUAGAGAGAGCGUUUUCUUCCGAAUUGGUGUUAAAUCGUGUUGACUUGAAUGAUGACGCAACCUAUACCUGCAUAACCUUCAACGAUGUUGGAUAUUCAAAGGAGAACAUGUAUCUUCAUGUAAUUCCAGAGCCAAGGCCUUCCAUCUAUGAGCUUGCCCUCGCUUAUGCUGCCAAAUAUGGACAACCGGACACACCUCCACAGCUACCACUUUCUGUCACUGUCGCGCUGCCUAUAAGUCUGCUCGUUAUACUGACCAUUGGUUUCAUUUGGUGGAGAGAGAAUGUAAAGCGAAAGUUGGAUCAGGAAAAGAUCAGUCUUAUCAAUAUAAAAAAGCUUCGAGAACUAGACAAUUUCAGCAGUUUAGAGCACAUGGACAAGUUUUCAUCAAGGCUUGGCACAAAGCCUUCAUCAUACAUAAGUGGAGACACCCAUAGCAGAGUUGCUCUUGAUCACCAUGACGACCUUGACGAUGACGACAUCGAUGAUCGAGAACACGACCUUCUGAUCAGCAAUGGCCAUCCGUUUGUACACGUUCUUCAGCCAAAGUCAGCGUCGCCACGAGUGUCCGAGAUGAUUCCUCUUCGUGAAAUGGACAAUGCAUUGUCCGAAACGCCUGUUACUGGUCGCAGCAGUGGAUUGGAUAGCCAAUCUGAACUGGAAUGGGAGCCUGUGGAUCUGAAGCUCAAUAUAUCGUUGUCAAGAACUAGCGAACUUUCGCAAAUCCUUGAUACGUCAGCUUAAUUCUUUGUAUAGGUAUUAUAACUAAAAUUCAUUUUAUAUGAAAGAAGAGAGAUUCAAGCAGGGGAAAAUUGAUGAUGAAUGGUUAGUUGUUAAUAGCUAGUUAAAUGUUAUCAUUAGUAUAUCAGAAUGACGAGUGGGGUAAGAAUUUCAAUUCAUAAGUAAUUGCCAACACAGGCUGUCGCUUGCAUAUUUUUCAUGUCAAAGAUAUUGAAAAUGAAUGGUUGCCACAUCUCUAGCCUGGUUUUCCAUACAAAACACGAAUUUUUUUUACGUUAGGCACAAUAUAUACGCAGAAAUAUCGUUUUAGUUGCAAUAAUGUUUCAUUAGACGAAUUUUUCAUGAAAAAUAUCACUUAUUCAUAAUAGAUUAUGGUGUUUUCGGAUGAGGAUAAGGAUGUUAUAUGGUCAUAGCUGUAACGAAUCAAUCCAGAGCUGGUUGAUAGGCGAAUUUGAUGGCGUACUAAAAAUUUGCCAGGGCAGUUACAGAGUUUUCGCAGAACCAUUUCCUACCAUUUAUGAAUUGUAUAUUUUUAUGAACAUGGAUUUGUAUAUGGUAUUUUUUAACUUAAACCUGCUUGCCAGGGGGUGCCGCAUAAAACUUUGCAAAGAAGUUUGGUAAACUAGCCAUUUUUUCCAGAUUGCUAGUAUUGGAAGCAAAUUGAGACCAAAUGUUCUUCUGAUCGUGUGUGUGUGAAAGCUUCGUGUCGUGCAAAUGAAAUUUAAAUGAAAAAAUGCUUGAAAGAGACCAAAAUUUCGUAUGGCAGAAAUAAUAAAAUUCAGUUUACAUAAUUACUGCACUCGCAGUAUUUUAAUUUUGUUUAUAGUUGAAAUACGGAUAAUGUUUUGUUAAAAUUUAUAAUAGAUGUCGCAUAGUAUGAUAAAUGUUUGAAUUAAGGCUCCAUUGUAGUACCUUAUAUCACCCGAAUAAUACAGUAUUGAUGUAAAUAGAACUAUAGAUUAUAGUAUUUGAUUGCCAAUUCAUUUAAAUAUGUCUUUAAUGUGUAGCCAGUUGUGAGAGCCGGC